CUCCUCCACACCACGCCAUCGUGGCCCUCCUGACGUCUCUCCUCGGUCCUGCUCGUCCAUCUUCGCCUCUGGACGACAACCUCUUCACCGAGUCAGAGCUGCUUGCUGCGUCUGCGUCUUCCAUUGCAUCUGAGCGUGCAGCUGCAAUUGCGUCCUCCCACACCACCGGGUACCAUCCCCUUCGCUCUCCCUUGCCCCUGGCCCAAGAUUCUAGUGUCGGUGACUAGGCACGACAACACGCCUUCGCCUUCAAACUCGAUUUCGACCCCCCCGAUUCCGACGACGAAUUCGACACUCUGGAUAUCACUACACUCAUCCUGCAGACUUGACAUUAUCCCGCAAGACUGCGCUCUUGUCGGUCGUAUCUGCAUCAAUCUACGCUACACAAUUACACCAGCCUCACGAUUUCGGACCUGAACACGAUAGAACGGUCCGUGUAGGACCCAUCUCUCGAUACGAUGGCUUCCUCUUCGAGCAACGUCGUCGGCGUACACUACCGCGUGGGAAAGAAGAUUGGUGAGGGUUCGUUCGGCGUUAUUUUCGAAGGCACCAACCUCCUCAACAACCAGCAAGUCGCCAUCAAGUUUGAACCUCGAAAGAGUGACGCUCCUCAGUUGCGCGAUGAAUACCGGACGUACAAGAUUCUUGUCGGAUGUCCGGGCAUCCCCAACGUCUACUACUUCGGCCAGGAGGGCCUACACAACAUCCUUGUCAUUGACCUCCUAGGUCCCUCGCUUGAGGAUCUGUUCGACCACUGUGGUCGGAGAUUCACCAUAAAGACCGUUGUCAUGGUUGCCAAGCAGAUGCUCUCAAGGGUUCAGACGAUCCACGAGAAGAACUUGAUCUACCGUGACAUCAAGCCCGACAACUUCAUUAUCGGCAGGCCGGGCACUAAGGCCGCAAAUGUCAUCCAUGUUAUCGACUUCGGCAUGGCCAAGCAGUACCGCGACCCGAAGACGAAGCAGCACAUUCCUUACCGCGAACGCAAGUCACUCUCCGGUACAGCUCGUUAUAUGAGCAUCAACACCCAUCUUGGCAGGGAACAGUCUCGCCGUGAUGACUUGGAGGCGCUCGGUCACGUUUUCAUGUACUUUCUCCGCGGUGGUCUGCCCUGGCAAGGUCUGAAGGCUGCUACCAACAAGCAAAAGUACGAGAAGAUUGGCGAGAAGAAGCAGACGACCCAAAUUCGCGAUUUGUGCGAAGGCUUCCCCGACGAACUGAACAAGUACCUCACAUACGUACGAAACCUGGGCUUCGAGGACACUCCUGAUUACGACUACCUGCGGGAGCUCUUCACGCAAGCCCUCAAGAAUACGGGCGAGGUUGAGGAUGGCGAAUAUGACUGGAUGAAGAUUUCCAAGGAUUCGGGGAAAGGUUGGGACGGGUCGAAGGGGCACAACAACGCGUACCUGCACAACCCCAACGCUCGACCCGGGCCGUCCCAGAUGGAACUCCACAGCGGUCAGCGCGGCGGCGCGAGCGCAGCUCACGCGCAAGCGCAGAACCUGACGGUCAGCCGUUUAAACGCCGCGCAACCCCCGCCUCCAUCGCCGAUCAAACAAAUGAACAAAGGUCGGCCAAACGCGCCCGGCGCCUUGGGCGCCCAGCGGAGCAGCGGAGUCGGGGGUCUCCGGGACAUGGCGACGCCCGCCGGAUCAACGCAGGCGCAGUUCCAGAACAGCAACCGCAAUCUGCCUCAGACUGCUCCUCAGCAGAGUCCUGCCCAGCCGGCCCAGCCUAGUGGACGCUCUCCUGAGCCCCAGCCUUCCGGCAUGCAGAAGUUCAUGAAGGUCCUUUGCUGUUAGUGUCCCGGAUUUACUUGGUGUUGUCUUGGCCAUACCAGGAACGGGACCAGCUAGCUCCUUUCAAGCGAUUAUAUACACAUGCGGAUUCUUGUUGAUCCAGCUUCUGCACGUCGAUAUGCGUGGUGUAUUUCUCUGGUCAUGAGCGGCCGCGGACCACCGCGAGAGCCACCUGACUGCUAUGCCACGGGAUUUCAUCAACGACCUCUGCACCGCGCCUCGUUGGACAUUUCUUCCCGUUCUGAUCACGCCAUCAGAGCUGAUCAUCCGCAACAUGUCGACGACGGCACGACUUUUACUUUUUUCUUUUUCUUCUUCGGGCAUUCUCCUUAUCUUGGCGUAGCGGUGUUCAUUCAUCCUUCUCUCACAAGAGGAGAGACUGCGCUACAUCACUGGCAUGCAAAAAAACUCGACUUCGGGACCCGGACCUUAUUUCCUUGAGGGCCUGAAUGUUUCAGCCGAAACAAAAAAAUUACUACAUCCUGUUAAUGCACAGCGCGCAGUACGGCGCAUGGCGGGCGAAGGCGGUCGGUGGGGCUCCAUGGCAUUGGGCUGAUUCUGCAAUACGUUCGUGUACUGUUCAUAAUAACACCAGCCGUGUAGUGCGAGGACGGAGACAGUUGGCUUCGUGCCUUGCCAAGUGAUCUUGGGCAAGAUGCGGAGGGAGCAGACAUCAGAGGACGACACGCUUCUGGGGAAGCUGAUGGACAGAUGGGCUGUGGAGGUUGAGCAGGUGGGCUGUUCGUGUUGGUUGAUAGACGUGAGAAUAUAAGGAAAUGACUUCAUACAUG
This is a messenger RNA of Verticillium dahliae VdLs.17, 2593 nucleotides long. Its product is annotated as casein kinase I. Gene Ontology annotation, biological process: endocytosis; signal transduction; peptidyl-serine phosphorylation. Bases 459 to 1805 code for a protein of 448 amino acids. Gene Ontology annotation, molecular function: protein serine/threonine kinase activity; ATP binding. The record is from RefSeq and is a predicted model, not a curated record. Gene Ontology annotation, cellular component: cytoplasm; nucleus. Lineage: Eukaryota; Fungi; Ascomycota; Sordariomycetes; Glomerellales; Plectosphaerellaceae. The transcript is spliced from 6 exons.